This is a messenger RNA of Harpegnathos saltator (Jerdon's jumping ant), 5170 nucleotides long. RefSeq names its product cilia- and flagella-associated protein 43. Lineage: Eukaryota; Metazoa; Arthropoda; Insecta; Hymenoptera; Formicidae. The transcript is spliced from 8 exons. Bases 1 to 5013 code for a protein of 1670 amino acids. Gene Ontology annotation, cellular component: axoneme. Gene Ontology annotation, molecular function: protein binding. Gene Ontology annotation, biological process: cilium assembly. The record is from RefSeq and is a predicted model, not a curated record.
AUGGAUCGAAUUACUAAGACACCAUGCUGGGUACGCGGCAGCAAGAUCGAAGAGAUAGUCUGUAUCGGCAAGGACGUGCUCGCUUGGUGCACCGGCUUGUACAUCGUAUUCUUUCACGUGCUGAAGAGACAGCAGACCUUGCGUUGGUGCUGGAACCAGGUUACCGGCGACGGCGCUCACCGCAUAUCCAGUCACGUGUCCUCGUCGAUUUUCGCCUUCUCCGAGAGAUCGAUGAACCCGCGAAUUUUCGUCCUCGCAUACCCCGCGAUGACGAAGAUCUGCGAGUGCGUACAAGGUUGCGUCAGCGGUUACCUGGCGAUCGCGUUCACGGCGCACGACUAUCUCGUGUCGUUGGGCUCUUACCCGGACUUCCCGUUGAUCGUGUGGUGCUGGCGAACCGGUGAGAAAAUCAUUGUCGUGGACACGUCUAUACGCGACGAGGUCGGUCAGACGAUCAAGGUGACUCCGACUAGUCGCACCGUGAUUGCUCAGGUAGCCAAGACCUGCGGCAAACUGUUCACCUGGGAGCUCGACAUCGUCGGCAAGCUCGUCGUCUUGAAAGAUCACGAGGUGAAACUGCCGGACGACGCUACGAUUCACGGGGUCGACUGGUGUCCGGUGCAGGGCGAGCCGUUGUUGGCCAUUGUCGAUAUAGACGGUCACAUAUACCUCAGCAGCUACGACGGCAUCGGCAUCCGGCGGAUCGUCACCUCGCAACGCUGCGGGAUUUGCCUGAAUAUUGAGCUACCGGCGAUCUGCUGGUUCCACGGUGGGAUCAUCCUCCGAACGACCUUCUGCCAGAUCCGUUACUUUCAGAGGGACCCGCAGACCGACUUCUGGCGCAAGCAAUGGUACAUCAAGUCAAUUACCAAGCCGUACCUCUUGGUCGUGCAUCCCUUCAAGGACGAUUGGCUCUUCUACUAUACGCUCGAAGGCUACCUCAUGCAAAUCAUCUUCCCCGAGGUCAAGGGUGCCGCGCCGAACAUCCAGAGACAUCUGUACAACGGCGGUAGGUAUCGUUUCGUCGACUUUGUGCGACCUUGGUGCCAUCACCUCGUGGUGACGGACGAUCUCAAGGAACUGUCCAUCCUCGAGAGCUACAACGGCAGCGAGCUCAGCAAAGUGGACCUCGACAUGGAAGGCGUUAUAUCCGACCAAGCCGCGCAUCCGGACGACCCGUUGAUCGUCGUCAUCAGCGAUCAAGGUGAGAUGGUGAUUUUGGGUGUCACCGAUCCGGAGCAGCCGACGAUACUCGCGCGUUUCCGUCUCCAAAAGAAGCCCCUGGACUUUGUCAGAUUUUCGCAGUCCGGCGAAUUCCUCAUCGCCGCGCAGAAGGAGAGGGGUAAUUGCUAUUGCGUAAACCUGCGGCGCGACAAGCCGUGGAGUGUGACGGGCCAGCUCCGCUUGAACAGGCGUAUCACCGACGUGGCGUUGUACGACGAUGCCGACGACGGCAACCUGAAGCUGCUCGCCCUCUGCGUCACGUACCUGCAGUCCUCGGCGGGUCACCAGCUCCGCGUGUACGACGUGCCGCGGCGCGACACGUGUCGCUUGAUCGACACCUUCGCCUACACGAUCGUCACGCUGCCCAGGUUGUUUCGCGAGCUGCGCUACGCGCCCGGCAGCCAGCAGCCCCGGCUGUUGAUCGGCUCGCCUUACCUCAGCCGCCGGCUGCAGGCGGUGAGGCUGCGCGAGCUGAAGAGCGCGACCUUGACGGACACGGCGCUCACGGGCCAUCACGUGCGGUUCGCGCGCGUCUUCAGCGACCGCCACUGGCUCGCCACGUGCGCGUACGACGGAUUGGCGGUCAUUCGCGGCAAGGUACGCGAGAUCGUCGCCGUGGUGCCAGCACAUCACAGACUCGACUCGGGCAGUGUCAAGGUUAUCGUCACCCCCGCGGCAGAUAAGGUGGUCGUUCUCGGCCACGACGGCUCUCUGGUUGCGACGUGCGUCCAUCGCGCGGACAAGGUGUGCGAUGACUUCGUACAGCACAAGGAGGUCUCGUCGACCGCAGUCGGCAGCGAGGACUCCGCGUAUCCUGUGGAUCACGGAUGGCGCGACAAGUGGAUGCGGAAGAUACUGGACGACUACGGCGGCCUGGAGCCAGCGAUUCGCACGUCCUUGACUCGAGCUCGACAAGACUUCCCGCCGAAGAACGGUGACGGUGAAGACGCUGAGACGUGGGAAGAAUGGCGGCAAGGCGCGCAGGUGCGCGAAGAGGCGUCGCUGUACGCGGCGGAGAAGGCCGCGAUCGUGAAGGACCUGAUGGCGCUCAAGGACACCGUACGGCGGCUCCUCGACGAGAACGAGACGCGUCCGGAGAUAGAGAGGCUGCCGGUGUCCGCGUUCGACGUGGACCGGGUGGGUCGCGAUCAGAAGUCCAAGGCGGCCAAGGACGAGCGCGAAGACGUCCGCAUGGAGCUCGAGCACGUGCAGACCUCGGCCGAUCGGGUGGCCCUUUGGAUCAAGAAGACUUUCUGGGAGCCGCAGGUCGUGCAAGGUCGCUCGAUAUUUUCCUUCCGCGGCAACGUGGAGCUGACGAAUUACCCGCUGCUCGCGGAGCAGCCGUACUUGAAGGAACACCUGCGGUGGGCGCAGUUCUCCAGGGAGUCGAUGCGCAACAUCGUCGACGGCGACACCUUCCAGCCGUGGCGCGUGUACACGGACGAGCAGCUCCAGGCGGAGCUGAGGAAGCCCGUGAGAGUGCAAAGAGAACACGACAAGUAUAAAGUGGACGUGCUCUUCGAGGAGGAGGAGGGGGAGGAGGAGGAGGAGGAAGGAGACAAGAUUGUUCACGAGGAGCUGACGGAACAGCCAGCUUUCGAUGUUUGCUUCUUCGCCUUCGAACUGUUGCGUUUGCUCGCAGGCAUGACAACGAGUCGGUUCGUCGAGCAGUCGCCUCAUUAUUACGCGCAAAUCGAGUCUUACGGAUUCGCGCAAGCGACGCUGGACGAUUGUCACCUGAUGGAUGAUUGCUGCAAGUUGCGCAACUACUUCAACAGGCUGUUCGACGACGUGUACGCGGCGAAGGAGCAGGAAAUGAGUAUGAUUAAAGAGAGAAACCAGAGGAUACGGCAUAUAGACUCCGAGCUGAAGACGAUGUUCGGUCAGAGUCUGCCGCAUGUCCCCAGUGAUCCGCAAUGGCAUCCCAAAGUAAUCACUGCGAUCAAAAAAACUGAAGAGAAAGUAGAGAGCAUUAUCCAAGUACACGAGCACGAAGUCAAGGCGAAGCUGUACGUGUCGCCAUCGCUGCAGGCCGUCCUGAAGAAGCACGCAGAGGAGGCCGUGCGAGCCAGGCAAUUGUUGCUGGCGGACGAUUUUCGCGAAGGUGCCCUGAUGAGGAUGAUGGAUGGCGUGCUGGAGGUUCGUUGGGAGGACAUCAUCAAAGUGGACGUGCGCGAGCCGGCGUGCAUGCUGGAGAAACAGCCGGAGCAGUACACACCGGCCGAUAUCGCGGCCGUACAAAAGUACCAAGCAGACGUGGAGGUCCUGCGGCAGGAGCGCGAGCGUUACAGGAGGAUACUCGAGGCUGACUAUGCGAAGAUCAUCGCGCAGCUGCGGGACGGCAUCGACAGAUUCGACGCCAGGCUGGAGGAGCUCUUCCAGAGAAAACUGCAAGUCGACACGGCGAUAAAUCAAUUGAAGUUGCGUCACCUCCGCGGCCGCGCGCGGAACCUGGCGCGGGUCGAGGCGCUAAGGGAGGACGAGCGUGUGAAGCGCGAGAUAGCCGAGGCGCGCCGGCAGCGCGUCGCGUUGGAGGAGGACGCGCGAAAUCUCCAGCACGCGUACCAGGACCUGCAGACGCAGCAGGACGCUCUGUGCGCUCGCGACAAGACGAUGGCGCGGAUACUGCCGCAGGACUUCCCGUCGCUGUCUAUAUUCAACGUCGAGCUGCUCGACAGUCAGUACAAGCGACGGCCGAGGGUGACGGCCCUGAAGAACGUCGCCGCCAACGACCUAGUCAGCCUCGGCCGGUACCUCACGAGUCACAUCAAGCCGGCCUUCUUACCUGCCGAAUGCGCGGACUUCGCGAGAGUCCUCGAGAGUUUGGACGCGCGCCCCGGCACCUUGCCGAAGUCGAUCCACGCGAGUCACUGGGAGCGCCUGGUGCAGGCGCGUCGCCGAAAGAUCGAGCUGGAGCUGCAGAUCAGAGCGCGGCAGUUGGAAGUCUCCGGGGCGGAGCGGAUAAUCGCGAAGGUGGACGCCAAGAUCGCCUGCAGGUCGCGAGUGGAGAACCUCAGCGACGAGCUGAAGCGGCUGAGGGACGAGCGGCUGACGCGCGAGCAGGACAUCGAGUUGCAGUUGGUGCUGAAGAGGGGUCAGGUGGAGGCAGAACUGCGUGGCGAACGACAUGACACGGCGGACGCCGUCAUGGUGCCGCGCCUCGAGCUCGAGAGGGUCAACGAGCACAUCCUCGCGGCGGGCUCGCGCAAGCUCAACGCCCUGAAGCGCCACAUCGACCUGCGUCACGGUACCUUGUCGGCCGAAUGGGAGCACCGUUGCUUGAGGACGCGUUUCCGGGAGCUGGAGGAGGACCUGCACUUCCUCAGGGACGUCACGCUCACUAAGGACAUGCAGGCGUACCUGAAGAGAGUGACCAAAGGCUGGCGCGACGACAAGGUGCCGGCGCGCCUUCAGCGGGAAGUCGACAGCGCGACCAAAGCGCUCGAGCGGACUCUCGCCGACGAGGCCGGCAAGCUGGAGAAGAUCCGCGGUAAGAUCGCGUCUGUGAAGAAGAAGAACGCCGAGCUCGACCGCAGGAUCACGGAGAUGAACGUGGCGCGCUGGAAGAUGGAGCACGAGCGAGAUCCCACGGCGGAGGCGAAGCAGCGCGAGCAUGCGAACCGGAAGAUGCGGCUGUACAGACGGCGGUCCGAGCUGGUCAGGAAGAUCCAAGAGAAUUACGCCGAGCUGUUAGCGUUGCAGACCGAGCACGAGUUGCUGCGCAUGCGAACGCGCCCCAUGUUGGAGUUCUUCGAGAUGUUGGACGAUGAGAAGCCCAAAUGCGAUUGACGUCGUCGAGUGCAGGCGAUCGUUGAAGUUAAUCAGCGAAGUUAAUAGCAUUAAUGUCGUCGCUAAUCUUGUUCGUCUCUUUAAGCUGUUUCUUCCGCAACCACAUUGUCAUGUUUCGUUUCUUGUUACGUCACGUUAAUGGAGCGAUGAAUAAAGC